AUGGAAAGACGGCUAAACAUGGCCGCCGUUGCAGCCCAAGAGGCCGACGGUGUUAGCCCCAUCAAGGCGCCCAAAGUAUCCAAGACAUCCAAGCCACUCAAGCCCCUCAAGAUCGACAAGCCGUUGAUGAUCAAGACCAGCAGCAAAGCGUCUGGCUCCAAGAGCUCCGACCCCAAGCCCUCGGCCAGUCCUCGGAUUCCCCUCGUCUGCAUUGUCUGCCCGAACACACCGCGUUUCUCCGACCUCUCCCAUCUCCUGACCCACCUCAGCUCUAAGGGCCACCUCCAAACCCAGAACGAUGUGAGAAUCCGCGCCAAUGAUGAUCUUGCCGCCUCGGAGGCAAUUACCACAUACGACAAGUGGUAUAAAGACAAUGGCAUCGAGCGUAUGCUUGCGGAGCGUCUCAGGGCCAAGGAUGAGAAGGCGAAGGGUACCGCACGAUCUGGACAGCCAAUUUCUCAGUCUUUGAAGAGAAAGAAGGCUCAUUCGAUCCUUGUCAAGCGCGAGGCUGACCAUGUCUCCAUGUUUACGCCCCCUCCCACUGGUCGACUUCUUGGUCAGCAACAGGCCAUCACAUACUACGGCGAUCGUGACGAUGUCUCUGCGUCGACUCCCACCGAUGACGCCACUGAAUGGGCCUCGGACGACUUGGAGGCUGCUAGACUCAAGGGUACCGUCUGGCCGGGCAUGGGUAUCUUUGAUGCCGCCACCCCUGACCAGAAGAAGCAGCGGAACCAGCGCAAAGACGCUUCUGUGGUCCGCAAGAUGGAGCUUUCAUCUCAGGCAAUCACUACCACUGAGAUGGUGGCCAACCUCGACUUGGAAUUCGAGAGAACUCGUGAUGUCUAUGAUGCACCUUCCGUUGAGGGAACUCCGGUUGCAAAGAAGCCCAGACGUCGUCAAAGACGCAGCCGUGCAGCAGAGGAGGAUGACAAUGCCUCGGAGGUCGUUGUCAAGGAGGAACCCACUGACGAAGCCACCCCUCAAGCCUCUCCUGCUUCGGCUAUGCAACCCAAGAAUUCUCUUUACAAGCAGGAGGAGAUGCCCGAGCUCAACAUCCAGUCCCUUUCGGAGAAGUUCGAAGUCACAAGCGACAACGCCAGCAGCGCCGAUGGUGACGCCGAAACUUCCGCCUAUGCCGAGCUCGAUGUUCAGCUUGAUGAGUCUCAUGUCGAUGACGAGCCACACUUCAGCCAGUACCCUCCCCACCGUCACUUCACCAUUCCUGCUCAAGAUUCCGCCGACGUUUUCCACGAUGGCAUCGCUGCCACCAACAAGUUUCCGGGUGCGAUGGAGGAUGAAAUCAGAUUCGACGUCCGCAAUCGUAUGCCCCUCCGGUCGAUGAACGCGAACUCGAAUCUGAGCAUGGCCUCUCCUACUCCAGCUGCGAAGCAACUUCCGCGCCGAAUGUUUACAGGAAAGGAAAAUAACCAUGUUUUGCAGGAACAGAAGAUGGCAGGUGGAGAUUACUUUGGUGGCGGAAACGCUCACUUGAACCAGGCCGGAAUGACCAAUGUCAAUACGUUCAACCCCAACUUCUACCAGGGAUAUGUGCCUGACAUACUCACGCACUUCAACCCGGUCCCAUGGCCUCAACCGAUCUCGCGCCCUACCCACCAUGGAUUCAACCCCAUCAAUGCCAACCACAACCAGCAGCAGAUGUUCUACCAUCAGGCGAUGCCCAUGACGAAUACUUUCGGCACCAGCGAUCAUAACCACGCCCAGGACGCGGGUAUGUAUGGAGACAGAGUCUAA
Messenger RNA from Colletotrichum orchidophilum, 1755 nucleotides. RefSeq lists its product as uncharacterized. Lineage: Eukaryota; Fungi; Ascomycota; Sordariomycetes; Glomerellales; Glomerellaceae. The coding region runs from base 1 to 1755 and encodes 584 amino acids. The transcript is spliced from 6 exons. The record is from RefSeq and is a predicted model, not a curated record.